AUGAAGAUAUGGAUGAUGACGACACAAGUGUCCGAGCGGAAUCACGAACCAGCGCCGACUGGAGCAGCCUACGGGCAGCACUUGAGACCGCAUUUGGAUCGUUGGGAAACAGCGGCGGAGCAAACCGCAACAGUAGUUGCGUUGACCCUGGUGUGUUUCGGGGGAAGCCGAACGAAAACUUCAAAGAAUUCCUACGAAGGAUUCCGAAGGAAAUAUGGACCGUUAGGAUACGGUGAUAGGACACUAUUAGAAAUUCUGGAAGACGACCACUUGGGUGAAAAGGCCAAAAAUGUAUUCUUGGCAAUCCCACAAGAGAAGUUAGAGGAAGGGUUCGAAGCGGUGGUAAGAGAAUUGGAAAGGCUUCUUUCGAGCGACUCAACUGCGGCUAGAAUGAGAGCUCUAAAUGAGCUAAGGAGCUUGAAAUUAAGACCAAAUCAAUCCAUCUCUGAAUUCUGCGUAAUACUAGAAAAACUCGCUCGUGAGGCUAACCCUGAGAGUAGUUUGAGAGAAAGGUCGUUAGAGUAUGCACAGAUUCUGCUGGAUAACAUGAGAGAAUGGCCCGAACACGUCCAGUUAUUGAGUUUGCUCCAUAGAUCAGACCCUGAGAGCGCAUACAGUGAGAUCAAGCAACUGGCAAUAACUAUAGAGCAGGCAAGGACAGUAUACGGAACGGUGCCAAAGAGUGCGUCAGCAGAGGCCGAAUGGAAAGCAAGGGCACAGGCAUAUAAAAGCCAAAGGGAUAGUGAGCGGUUGAGAUCAAACCCGGAAGAGCGCCAUUUAGUUCACGAGGACGGACAGAAACAAGACGUCGAGACUCGGAAGUGUUUCAUCUGUUUGAAAGUAGGUCAUAUUGCCCGAAACUGUCCGCUGGGAAGAGCCACAGUCAAUAGUAUCCGAGAGAAGCGAACAAAAACAAAGGAAAAUAUGGAAGAAACACGUGUAUCCGAUCUGGUGCGACAAGCCCAAUCAAUGGGAAUGGUAGUAAAAAGAUGCUCUACUGCAACAACCCUGGUCGGAGAGAAGUGGACAGCAUGGGUGAGCAUGCUAAAGGAAAGGGUUCCAGCACAAAUUGACACAGGAUCAAUGGUGAGCAUUGUGUCAAUUGGAUUUCUGGCGAAAGCACAAGAUAACGGAUUCAAUGUUGAUGCUCUAGAAGCAAUUGAUCAAGAAGCGCUUGAUCCUGUUUUUGAUGCCUCUAAUAAUCGCAUGCAGUUUCUCGGUGGAGUUGUCAUACCAGUUAAGAUUGAA
Messenger RNA from Ostertagia ostertagi, 1248 nucleotides. NCBI's taxonomy places the organism in Eukaryota, Metazoa, Nematoda, Chromadorea, Rhabditida, Trichostrongylidae. The record is from the annotation of a GenBank genome assembly.